This is a messenger RNA of Daphnia pulicaria, 2268 nucleotides long. Its product is annotated as pickpocket protein 28-like. Bases 295 to 2001 code for a protein of 568 amino acids. Lineage: Eukaryota; Metazoa; Arthropoda; Branchiopoda; Diplostraca; Daphniidae. The record is from RefSeq and is a predicted model, not a curated record. The transcript is spliced from 11 exons. Gene Ontology annotation, molecular function: ligand-gated sodium channel activity. Gene Ontology annotation, biological process: sodium ion transmembrane transport. Gene Ontology annotation, cellular component: membrane.
GACGAACAGAUUCUCUACUACUCUGGGCAACGCACUAUAGCCACACACAUUCUGUUUCGCUUCCAGACUUCAACAGGGAAAAAUUCGUGUCGCGACAAAAGAAAGGGUUUUUGACCGGUUUGGAUAUUCGUGAACUCGUUUUUCUUUGGAGAAGUCAACUUGGAAUAAGGGCUUGAAUAUUAAUAAGAGAUUUCGUUUAUUUCGGGAAGAGUGCCACGUAUUGGGAGAAAGAAAAGAACUGAAUUUUUUUUUAGUGUCGCUGGGUAGGGGAUUCUGUUAGUUCAUCGUUAUAUCAUGUCUCGCGAGAAUAAGGAAACGGAGCAGAAAAAAUCAUGUCAAAAUAAUAACAAAUUGAUUGUAAAACAGUUUUGCGAAAAUACUUCGAUUCAUGGACUGAAAUACAUUUUUGAAGAUGGAAGUAUUUUGAUUGAAAGAUUGAUAUGGUUGCUAGUGUUUCUGUGUGGUGUAUGUUUUUCGAGUUACUUUUGUGUGCAAAUGUGGCACAAAUGGGAAGAGUCUCCCGUUCUUACCUCCGUCGAAACUCAACUUUAUCCGCUAAAUAAUAUUUACUUUCCGGCCGUUACGAUCUGUAAUGUCAACAAAGUCUCUAAAAGAAAACUAUUGGAGACCCUGGAAAAACCAGAAUACGCGGAUAUUCCCUAUGAGAAAAUGCAACUGACACUUCGGUACAUGACAAAACUAGACCGCGCUAUUAAUAACGAAAGAGAACUGAAAGAGCUCAACGAGUUUUACAAAUCGCGGAACAUUUCUGCUCUCGAGUUAUUCAAAAUUUUGGAAAUGACGGCGCCUUCGUGCUCGGACAUUAUCAUGGACUGUAACUGGCUGGGACUGACGGAACCAUGCAUGGAAUAUUUCUCUUUCUUACCUACUGACGACGGCAUGUGUUGUACAUUCAACAGCGACAAAUAUUUCGACUCGAUGUUGGGCAUUGAAUACAACGCAAACGAACCAUUGCGAGUCAAUGGUAACGGUUACCGGAUGGGGUUGAAUUUAGUAAUCGAUGCCAACGUAGAAGACUACAGCGUCACAACGGGGAAAUUUGAUGGUUUCAAAGUUUUAGUGCAUGGGCCAGAAGAGUUCCCUGAUAUUUCUGACAGAGCUUUUGUGUUAGGGCCUGGCACUGAAACGUUCGUCGCAAUAAAAGGAACUACGACUUUCAACACUGAAGACGUCGCUAGAGAGGUGACGCCAUUCAAACGACAGUGCUUAGUGGAAGGUGAAAAAAAACUGAAAUACUAUCGUCAGUAUAGUCGAUCAGCUUGUUUCGUUGAUUGUAAGACGCGAAAGAUGCGAGAAGACUGUAACUGCCGUCCGUAUUUCUUCAGAGAGAUUAACGACUCUCGAUUAUGCGAAAUGACGUCCUACACAUGUAUUUCUGACGUUAACGAGAAAGUGCGUUCGCAUGGACAUGAAAUCUGCGAAUGCUUGUCGCCCUGUGCGGACACUCGUUACGAUCCUGAAAUAUCAUACGCAUCCUUCCCUGGUCGCGGAUUCAAUCUGACGCGCACCUUCAAGCGUCUAGUACAAAAGCGAAACCUUAGCACCGGCACGGAUGGCACCGAAUACUUCAAGUCAAAUGUGGCAAUACUUCAUGUUUACUACAAAGAAAAGACAGGAAUGCGCUACAGAACUGACAUCCGAUUCGGAAUUGAAGACUUUAUCUCUGCAAUGGGUGGACUUUUGGGCCUUGGUCUAGGCAUGAGUUUCAUCAGCGUCAUUGAAUUAUUCUACUUUUUCUGCGUUCGGCGCUUUUUUCUACGACAUCGUGCUGCGGCUGCCCCAGAUCAAGCAAGGCAAAGCCCAUCUACUCCUCCAGCUAAAACUGACGAAGCGAAAAACGUCUGGCCGUCCUCUACUACCCUAACAUCAUCGAUCAAGACAGUGGAGUCUAGUCUGGAUGGACACAGCAACAACAAUCUAGUUCGCCGUGGUUCACUUAAUUUACCUGCUGACUUGCAGGCAACCCUGUUUAAAUACUGAUGACUUGCCAGUUGCCAUGGUAAGUCAAGAAAAAACAAUCCACUUGUAUACAUGACGGAUGGAAAUGAAAGCCAGCAAUUACAAUAAUCAAAAGUCCGUCGCCCACAAUAGCAAAUAGCCGCGGGCUUUUUUUAGUGGCUCAGUGAUUAUGACAAAAAGUGCUUCUGAACUCAUUCAAUUCUAACCUGUAAUCACUGUUCUUUAUCAAAUAUAAUUUUUUUACGAACAUCAGGUGUGUAAUUAGAGAACUAAAAUAGCCUACACAAA